AUGGCGACAAAGAAGUCGGGGACGGGUGAGACUGAGUGGGACGUGAACACCCCCCCGGACUCGCCGUUCAUUACGGACCCCGCCCUGGCGGAGGGGUUUUCCAUCCCGAUCGAGUACGUGCGGCGCAUGGAGGAGGCGCAACGCCUGUACGCGGUCCACGACGCCGAGCAGCAGGCAGUGGCCUAUGCAUACAGGCGGGCCUCGUGGACUGUAGGGAUUCAGUGUGGCUGGCUCGGCGUUGGUGUCUGGCUGACGGUGCGUGGGUAUAGGUAUGCCGACCCCGUCCAGUCAUUCGUGAGUCGAUUCACGUCAAACCGCGUUUUGUGCCGUGCCUUCACCCCUGUUGCGAUGCUGGGGCUAACUAUUACAAUGCUGACUUCCUUGCAGCUGCCGUUUGACGUGCGUGCGGCGCUUGUGGCACGAAAAGCGUUGGAAGUGGAGGAGAUGAGGAAGGUAGAGGCUCUGAAGGAGCGUGCAGCGGUGUUUCGGGAAGGCAGGGCAAUAGUAGGCCGGUUGAAGGAGGAAGAACGUCGAGCAUUUGAGACUGACAUGGAAAAGGCGAAGAAUCUAUCGAAAUGA
This is a messenger RNA of Trypanosoma rangeli, 579 nucleotides long. RefSeq lists its product as uncharacterized. The coding region runs from base 1 to 579 and encodes 192 amino acids. The transcript has a single exon. Lineage: Eukaryota; Euglenozoa; Kinetoplastea; Trypanosomatida; Trypanosomatidae. The record is from RefSeq and is a predicted model, not a curated record.